AUAAAUUCCUGCUUUUGCGCUUCCGUCUCGAUUUCCUUUGCGUUAAUGGCAGAAAUCAAGAGGCGGAAUCCACUGGAGUUCUUCGAUUAGAAUUGGCACGAGGAGAAAGGUUCGAGCUUUUCUGCUGCUGGAGUUUGUUUUGUUUGGCUUCUUGUUUGUUUCGAGAGGGAUUUGGAGUGAUGUCGUCGUCGUCUUCGGCUUCGGCGACGGUCCGAGUGGAGAAGGCGACAAGCGACCUUCUUAUGGGGCCUGACUGGACUUUGAACAUGGAUAUUUGUGAUUCCGUCAAUUCCGACCACUGGCAGGCGAAAGAUGUAGUCAAAGCUUUGAAGAAGCGCCUGCAACACAAAAAUCCGCAAAUUCAAUUUUUAUCCUUGACACUAUUAGAGACGAUGAUAAAGAAUUGUGGUGACUAUGUACAUUUUCAGGUUGUUGAACGUGAAAUUCCUCAAGAGAUGGUCAAAAUUGUUAGGAAGAAGACUGAUAUGCAAGUGAGGGACAAAAUUUUGGUACUGUUGGAUUCAUGGCAAGAAGCAUUUGGGGGGGCUGGUGGAAAGUAUCCUCAAUUUUACUGGGCCUAUACUGACUUAAAGAGAUCUGGAGUGCUGUUUCCUGAACGCUCUCCUGAUUCAACUUUAAUAUUUACUCCUGUGCAUUCGACAUCUGGAAUCAGACAGCCUCCAGUAGGUUAUGGUAUGCCCAGUAAUUCUGUUUUAAGACUUGAGGAAGCUAUGGCAUCGGAGAUGGCAAAUCUGAGCUUAUCAGAUUUGGCCAGUAUGCGUAGUGUGAUGGAUCUGUUAAGUGAGAUGCUGAAAGCUGUGAACCCAAGCGAUCGUUCUGCUGUUAAAGAUGAAGUGAUUGUGGACCUUGUUGACCAGUGCCGUUCCAACCAAAAGAAGCUAAUGGAAUCACUUAAUUUGAUCAGGGAUGAGGAGCUGUUAGGUCAAGGCCUUGAAUUGAACGACAACUUGCAAAAUGUACUCGCAAAGAAUGAUGCUAUAGCCUCUGGUUCACCUCUGCCAGCUGAUACAUCUGAGCUGAUCACACAGGACCACUCCACUGCACCUCAACCUACAGAAACUGAACUCUCUGAAUCUCUUCCAAGUCCAAGGACUCCAAUUGCGCCUCAGCCUUUGAGUCAGUACAAUGAUGAAGAAGAAGAUGAGGAUGAUGAUUUUGCUCAGUUAGCUCGCAGGAAUUACAAAGUCAAGCCACCAAGUUCUGACGGCAACUUUGUUGCAACUAGCAAUCAUUCAGGCUCUCCAAACCGAACUGAUGUUACAAAUUCUGGCAUAGCAGGAGGCAUGGAGGCAUCAUCACCACCCUCUUCAGCAAGUGCCACACUAGCACUUCCUGAUCCUCAUGCUCCAGUUAACACUUUCACCAAAGAAGACGACAUUAUCAAUCUGUUGAGCAUUACCUUGCCAAGCUCAUCGCCGCCCCACACUCCUUUAACACCUCCCAUAGCAUCUGACCAAAAUGUAUCUUCGCUUCCGAUUCCCCCAGCUCCGCAAGUCAACCCCGCGAGUCCACUGUCCAAUGCUAUGAACCAAGCAUAUCCUGAAAACAAUUUCAUUGCUCCAUGGGCCCAAACACAAAUACGUGAGCAGUUCUCGUACUCGUCCAGCUACCCACCACCGCCAUGGGCUACUGCUGCAAUUGAUAGCAAUGCUGAUGCCAAUGCCAAUCCAUUUGAAUCAACGACCUUUCAGUAUGCUGCACCUGCCAAUAGUAGUGCUGCUACUUAUCCUUCAAUCCAGGUUCCAAAGCCUGGACUGCAGCAUUCUUAUGGCUCUGGAAUUGAUACUGUUCCAUCGACAACGGCAUGGGGAAAUACAAGCCACAGUGGUCAGAUGGGGCCGUCCACUGCUAGGCCUUAUGUUUAUACAAACAGAUUGUUCGAUGAACUAGACUUGAGAAACGCCAGCACAGGUCGAAAGACAAGCACCACAACUACUGGCUUAUCUGGCACACCAGGGCAAGGCAUGAUCAGUGAGGGAAAAUAAACAAACAUUUCUACUCUUUUAUUUAUCGAACUGGGAAGGUCCUGUGCAAGCUCGAUUAGGUUCGUAUUAGUGAGAUCCAUUCCGCUGUUCUUAUUGGAUUGCAUUUCGAGUGCUGUUCGCUCAACUAAACCUUAUAGGAGAAACGGGAAUGUAUAUAAGCAGUUGCUUACAUUAGCUUUUACAGUUAAAUAACUAAUCAUGUCGUUCUGCAACGAUCUUUGUGAGAUCGUCCAAGGAUGAGAACUAAGGAUAUAUGUUGUGUUCGUAUUCUUGAAGAGGCACUUCUUUAUGAAA
Molecule: messenger RNA, 2300 nt
Organism: Zingiber officinale
Lineage: Eukaryota; Viridiplantae; Streptophyta; Magnoliopsida; Zingiberales; Zingiberaceae
Product: TOM1-like protein 6
Exons: 9
Coding region: 180-2006 (608 amino acids)
Biological process (GO): protein transport to vacuole involved in ubiquitin-dependent protein catabolic process via the multivesicular body sorting pathway
Molecular function (GO): phosphatidylinositol binding; ubiquitin binding
Source: RefSeq, a predicted model, not a curated record